GUUUAUGUCCACUAACGAAAAAUGGAGACGCCGGUUGCUUUCAUGUCCGCUGCGGACAUUAAUAGACAAAACGUCGGCAAAAAAAGGAGAGCGAACAUGAAUGAAUGGAAGGACAGAGCAAGGAAGUCUUUGAGGGAUGCUGGGAAACCAUAUGUGAACCGGAGAGGAGAGCAAAAACGAGGAAAAAGUCCACCAAAAGAGGGAAAGGCGUGCAAGGAGACAUGUCCCAGGCAGUGUUCAAGCCUAACAGACCAAAGAAAACUCCAGCUCUUCACAGAGUUUUAUGCUGUCUCUUAUGAGAGGCAGCAGGCUAUCAUUCUCUCUGGUUUGGAGCAGCACAAGGUGAGUCGCAGACGACCACGUGGGCCCGACACUGAGAAUACUAAGAGGAAGUACACCUUCAAGUACCAUGUGCAACAAGGAGGCCAAAGACUUGCUGUUUGUAAGCUCACAUUUAUGUCAGUCUUUCAACUGACCAACAGUCGCCUACAGGUUAUUCAAGAAAAGUUAGGCAGUCAGUCUGAGGGAACAGAGCAGGUAGUCAGGUCUCCAUUAGAGGACUUCAGAGGAAAACAUAAGAACAGGACGAGACUGAGGGCCGCUGGAGAACGGCGCGAGGCCGGUGGCGUGAUUACUGAUGAGCGACACCUGUGA
This is a messenger RNA of Megalobrama amblycephala (Wuchang bream), 654 nucleotides long. RefSeq lists its product as uncharacterized. The record is from RefSeq and is a predicted model, not a curated record. The transcript has 5 exons. The coding region runs from base 22 to 654 and encodes 210 amino acids. Lineage: Eukaryota; Metazoa; Chordata; Actinopteri; Cypriniformes; Xenocyprididae.